CAUCAUUGUUCACUCUUUCAGAUUUUUUUUUAUGAUUUUCUAAAAUAUGUGAAUAGAAUGGUUUUGGAAACAUUAUUGGCAUUGGUAUAUCUACCAUUUCACUAUCUCCCUCAAAUUUUUAUGACUGUGGCUCUACUGGUCAUUGUUCCUGCUUUAUUUGGUAGGGAAUGGGGAAUUCGAAGAGCUUAUGUAAAGUUACUAAUGAAGUUAUUUGACUGGACGACUAGAAGAAUCGACAGAGAAAAGGAUACUAAAUUUGUUCCAUCAAGUGCAGAAAAAAUCAUUGAUGCUGAAAAUCCGAUCACUGCAUUAGGCAGUCAAAAAGACAUGAUGGAAGAAAACUAUAAGUUUAGGUUGGAAGACAUAACAUUCUUUAUUAAGAGUGGAAUUGAAGCAGUUAUUGAUGAUGAAGUUACAAAACGUUUUAGAGCCGAGGAACUUCCAUCUUGGAAUUUGAUGACGCGUACCAACAUGAGAUAUCACUAUAUCAGCGUACGAUUGUCCAUCAUGUGGUUUCUUGGUUUGAUUUUGAGGUACUGUUUUCUUUUUCCGUUAAGAGUUACCAUGACAGUUAUUGGAUUACUCUGGAUGGCCGUUUCUAUGAUCCCACUCUCCAUGAUGACAGAUUCAAGUUUAAAGCGCAGGAUAGUUUAUUUUGCCAAUAUUGUUGCUUUUCGAAUUUGCUGCAGAGCUUUCUCUGCUGUGAUAACAUAUCACGAUGAGCAAUAUAUGCCAAAAUCUAGUGGUAUCUGUGUGGCGAAUCAUACUACAACUUUAGAUGUUUGUUUGUUGAUGCAACAUCGACCAUACGCAGUCUUGGGACAGAUUCAUGGUGGAUUUUUGGGUUAUUUUGAAAGGACAUUAUCAAAGUGUACAAAUCAUGUGUGGUUUGAGCGAUCGGAAGUUCGGGAGAGGAGCUUCGUUGUUCGACGAGUGAAAGAGCAUCUCGAUGAUCCAAAUAAUUACCCCAUUUUGCUCUUUCCUGAAGGGACCUGCAUCAACAAUACGUCUGUUAUGAUGUUCAAGAAAGGCACUUUCGAGAUACCUGCAACUAUAUUUCCAGUGGCAAUAAAAUAUAAUCCAUGGUUUGGAGAUGCUUUCUGGAACAGUAGCAAACAUAGCAUGCUUCAAUACCUUGCUGUUGUUAUGACAAGCUGGGCAAUAGUAGCAGACGUUUGGUAUUUACCAGCAAUGGAGAAACUACCUGACGAAGAUGCAUUGCAUUUUGCCGAAAGAGUGAAGUCAGUCAUUGCAAGGAAAGGUGGGUUAGUUGACUGUGAAUUUGAUGGCCAACUCAAGCGAGCGAUGAUAAAGUCGUCGUACAUGGAACAAAAUAGAAAAAUCUAUAGUGAUAUCUUGAAAAGAGAUAAAGAAGCUCCUUCCACAUCUCAGGAACAUGAUGACCAGUCGGAAUCAGUUUUCAAUGGAACUCCUCCAUUUAGCAUCGGUGGUACUGAAGUAAAGAAGUCUCGUCCAGAAGAUGAUGAAGAAGAAAUUAGCAAGGCUUCAGAGGAGAUUAUUCCAAGGAAAGAGGAAAACAAUAGUAAAUCAUCUUAACAAAUCGACUUGUUAAUCAUAGUUUAUUAAUUCCUCAGUUGUUAUACUGUGCUAAGCAGAUUGUCUGUGUGUUUCCAAUUAUUCUAUUGACAUUUUGGAAAUUGGCAGACAAAAUUUUUUGAAUUCAUUCAAUCCAAAUUUGGUAUUGCACACUGUCUAAAUAAAGCAGGAUCAACUACCUUUGAACUCCAUGAUAUCAUAAUCCAUCUUGACAUCUUUGUGUAAUAGACAAUUGUAAUUAUUCAUCUUGUAAAACUGGAAGUAGAGAACAAUUGCAAAAUGUGGGGUUAUAUUAUAAAUAUACUAAAUUAUGUGGUUCACCUUUAUUGCGUGAAAGGUUGAGUUUUCUACCUGCUAACUAACCACUUCUAUUAAUUUAAUAUCAAAUUAUACACUUUUCAUAAAAAUACCUUCCAAAUUUCUAAUACUGUUGAAUACCGUAAAUCUUGAUUUAUAGUUUUAUUUAAAUCAAUCACUAAUUUGUGCUUGAUUUGAUUGAUACAUUAGGACCAUUACAACAAGUCAUUGAUAUAUUUACCACACCAAACCAUGUUCAGUUAGAUAAGAGGUUCACACAAAUGGAGGCAAAAAUCUUACAUUUAAAGUGUGUUCUCAAGCUCUCACUUGGAGAAUUUCUGUCAUAAAAGCUUAUGCAAUUGAUUCAAUCUUUUGUAUGGUAGAAAUAAGUUUAUAUCUAAAGCAAUACUAAAGCUUUAUUAACUGCCUUAGAUUAGACCAGUAGGAAAUAGCUUUCUAAUCUGGAAUUCAAUGUACCCUUUUUUUAAUAUUUUGGAUGAAUGUAUCUUUUGUCAGGAUCAUGAUAAUGUCAAAUUUUCUUGGUGAAGUCUGGCAGAAGUUAUAUUUCAGUAAUUGACAUGGGGAAUAUAACUCAAUUUUUGUAAUAUCUUUUCUCAAUGUUCAUUGAAGUUGAUCACUAUUUGUAGAUGGAACAUAGGCACAUAAUUUAACUGGGGAUAUUUGGUCAUCCACCCUAGGUUAUGAAUAUUCAAGUGAUUGUUGUUCAUGUUAUUCCAUGAGCCCAUAUCAUCUGGUAAUUAUGUUUACUAUUUGAUGAUUAUUGCUUAUGACAAGGUGUAAUUAUGAAUUGCAUUAUUAUUUAUUUCUUUAAUCUGCCAAUAACACCUGCUUCCUAAUAACAAUGCUACGCCUUUUCAUUCCUAUUUUAUAUCUCUCUUGGAUGGUUUGAAUAGGUUAUUUUUUAAAUAGUGUGAACCUUUUAAAUUUUUUUGAAUUCUUAUUCUUCAAUUUAGUAGAAAGUUACUUAGCAAUGCUAGCCUUCGUGAGGAUUUCCUGUAAUCCUAGAUUCUGAGCAUUUUGUUUUCAAUAGGCCCCCUUGACUAUAUAAAGUUUAAUAUUGUAACAUGUUGGUUAAUGAGCUAUAUUAUAUAGAAUUGAUCCUGUUUAUAUGAUCAAGCUGUUAAUUGUCCAGAAUAUGUGUACAAAAAUAGCACUUUUUGAUUGCAAAAUAAUUUAGAGCUUUCUUGCCAAUUUAUUCAAAUUUUUAAUUUUAUGUAGGAAGCCAGGCUGUGGAAUAUGACAAUAUUUUAACUUCUGACUCUGGGCUGUAAAAAAAAAUUUUACUCUGAUUCUAGCCCUGAACUCGAAGAAAAGGAAAAUCUGGUCAUAUGCAAACCCUUCUUAAUAGACUGUUAAGAGCAUUCGGUGAAAUUAAUGUUUUUUAAAUUUAAUAGUUAUUACCAUUUGAUAUGUGUAACCCAGACAGAGGUUUGACUCCUGGGAGUUUUAACUUCAGUGAAAACAUGUUAAUAACUUCGACUCUGACCUCAAUGCCUAAGUAAGAAUUGGAGCUAGUUUUGCUCAUGUUUAACUGUUUAUGUUAUAUCAGCGGUGCUUGCGUUUUCAAUAUGAUUGCUUGCCUUUAGUGUGAUUGUUUCAUUCACUAAUUCUGCCACGAAUGUAAUUUCUGAAACCAUGACGAUUUACCAGGCUUUGCAGUUUGGUUAACAAGAUAUUGGAUAGUGCGGCAUCCAUUAUUAUUUUGAGUAAUAAAACUUGUAGUGAUAACAAAAUCAUAUAUCAAAAAGUGCACUUUUUUUGUUUUUGUUAUAAGUUGGUACGUGCAGCAAAUGUUUCUAGUUCGUCAUUGUUUCUUACUUUGCAUAUUGUCUUGUUUCAUUUCAAGUUUUCUCUGUAAAAUCAUUGCUACAAAUCGUCAUUUUGCCACUAUUGUACCAUCAACUAUAAUACUGUUGCUCAAAUCCGUUAUGAUUUCAUUAUUAUUGUUAUUAUUUUGUUCAAAAAUAUUUGCCUAAUUAGGCUCGGUGAUUUGCUUUAGUUUAACUCAUUAUAAAUUUAUAGACUGUUAAGACUGUUAUUCUUAUCUUAUCAGACCUCUAUCUUAAGAUAUUGAAUGUAUAUUUUGCUUGUAUUUUGAGUUUGGGUCAAGCAUGAGAGACAGACGUAACCCAGCUAUUGUGCUGCAUUUCCAGACCUAUUUCCAACUGAAUAAUUGGGAAAAUAACAUCCUGAAUAGAUAAAAUAUUUGUUCUUAAUAUUUUUUUUCAGACAACCCACACGUUAGUGACCAUUAGCUAUCCCAAAACUUAUUAUUCAAAAAAAUUUUCUUUCCUUAUUUGGAAAAUUAAUAGACUUACAAACUAAAAAAAAAUUUGUUUUGUGAAAGUGAAACCAUGUACGAUAUAGUAUACUUAUUACUUACUUACCUGAUUUAAUUGUAGUAAUUUUGAGUUUGUUUAACAAAGUUACACAUUUAUGAACUUUCAUUGAUUCGUUUCUAAUUCUUUUGUGCAAUGACAACACUCAG
This is a messenger RNA of Styela clava, 4363 nucleotides long. Its product is annotated as glycerol-3-phosphate acyltransferase 3-like. Gene Ontology annotation, molecular function: glycerol-3-phosphate O-acyltransferase activity. The record is from RefSeq and is a predicted model, not a curated record. Gene Ontology annotation, biological process: triglyceride biosynthetic process. Gene Ontology annotation, cellular component: endoplasmic reticulum. Lineage: Eukaryota; Metazoa; Chordata; Ascidiacea; Stolidobranchia; Styelidae.